This is a messenger RNA of Bursaphelenchus xylophilus (pine wood nematode), 537 nucleotides long. The record is from the annotation of a GenBank genome assembly. Lineage: Eukaryota; Metazoa; Nematoda; Chromadorea; Rhabditida; Aphelenchoididae.
AUGAGGCCGCAACUUUUUGCUUUUCUCUUCGCCGAUCUGCUCGUUGCCGCCGUUGAGGUCGAUGUCCAAGGAUACAUCUACAACGAGCAUCUCCCCGACUUUAGGGGAUAUCCGAAAGUCGUGAGUUAACAGAGAAUAAAGAGCUUUUUUUGGGGAAUUUGAUAGCCUUCCUUUGAGUUUAAUUUUUCAUUUUCCAGAGAGUUGAAGUCGUUGACUAUGGAGUUUUCACUGACACAAUUUGUGGCUCCACAAUUGCCGAAUGGGAUGGCUGGUGGCGGAUUGCAUGCAACCCCACGAACUGGAGAAUUGACGAUGUUCAGAGGUUGAAAAUGUGGGUGUUUGCUCGAGUUGUAAAGAAUUUUUUCUCUUAUGUUUAUUUUCAGCUAUCACAGAUUCGACAAUGGACAUUGCCGAGUGAACGUGUACCGUGGAAGAGCGGCAUGGGCCCGAGUGGCUAGCGGAAAUUACAGUGCCUUGCACGAUGAUGAACCUGUGAGCGACGACAGUUUGUGCCCAGAUGAACUUUAUCCAAAGUGA